Loa loa (African eye worm) is the source of this 6789-nucleotide messenger RNA. Its product is annotated as major antigen. The record is from RefSeq and is a predicted model, not a curated record. Lineage: Eukaryota; Metazoa; Nematoda; Chromadorea; Rhabditida; Onchocercidae. The transcript has 41 exons. Bases 25 to 6099 code for a protein of 2024 amino acids.
GUUUCAGCUGAACUGCUAAAAAAAAUGCAACAAGCAAGGGAAGGUACUCCGUCAAAGGGACGGCGUAGCGCUGAAAAAACAAUUUCUCGCGAUGUGAAAUAUGAGAUAGCAGAAAGUGGUGGCAAUACAGGUGAUAAUAUCGAAUAUAUCGACUCAGUGGAUCAAGUUGACCUCGGAUACGGCAUGACAGGAGAGGGGAUUUCGAAGCUUCUUUAUGACCACUCCAAAGAUGAACUGAUUAAUUACAAGAGACGUAUAGAUGCAAACGCUGAACAACAACGUGAACACGCUGAUAUAAUGGCUGCACUGCAGCGCAAGAUUGAGCAAUAUCGGCAGCGUUUUGCGGAAAUCGAGGGAAGAAUUACGGUGCGUGAACUGAAUGAUCCGGAUGAUUUGACAAGUAUGAAGCUAAAAGAGGAAUGGUUACUUAGUCCAAAAUUUAAAAUGCAAGAAAUUGGCGAUGCGGAAUUUGCAAACCAAUUAGAGGAUGAACGUAGAAGAGCGGAAGAUUUGGCUAUGCAAUUGCAACAGGAACGUCUUCAAAAUGAUCAAUUACAAGCCGAGAUUCAGCGUUUACGCCAACAAUUUGAAAUCAGUAUCCGUGAUAAGGAAAGAGUUUAUCAAACUCGGGAACGGAAUCUUACACGAUAUUUGGGCGAUGAGCAGCGUAAAAUGAUGGAAUUGUGGUCAGAGUUACAACGCGUACGUAGACAAUGUUCAGAAUACAGAGAACAAACGGAACGUGAUUUGGAAAAUCAACGUAACGAAUUCAUUAAAGUAAUUCGGCAUGUAAGCGGUCUUGUCCGAGGACUAAAUAUUGAGAGCGGUACACAUACAUUACUGUCGGAUUUGUCAAGCGAAAGUGGAGUGGAUAUCACACAGGAUACUGUACUGGUCGAAGCUGUUAAACGUUUCCACGACUCGCAACAACAAGCAGUUCCGGUAAUUGGACCAGAAUUGAUCACUGAGCUUCGCUUGGCUCGUUCCGAAGAUGCCGGUUUACAUGAUGAACUUAUGAGAAAAUAUGAGGAAAGUGCGAAGCGCAUCAUCGAGCUAGAAAGUCGUGAUGAUGAAAGCCAUAAUAAAUUGGUUGCUCUAGAAAGUGAUCUGAAACGUACACGUGAUCGUCUUGCUGAAAGCCAGAAUGCUCUUCGUAAAUUAUAUGAUAUGACGCAUGAUUAUGAAACUGACGCUCAAAAGAAAACACGAACACCAUCACCAGUAAAGAGUUAUGUUCCACCACCCGAAGUUGUUCGCAGCGUUCGUUACGUGUUAAACAGCCGUAUGAAUGAUAAUAAUGUAUUACAACGUAAAUUGAAAAAUGCUGAAGUUCAAAUUAGUGAACUUACUACCAAAUGUGAUUCAAUUGAAGAAAUUCGUCGUGGUUUGGAAAAGCAAAUUGCCGAAGCAAAUCGAACACUAAUGAAUCGACAAAGAGAAUUGGAUGACGCAAAUCAUACAGUGAAAAAUUUGGAAGAUCGUUUGAAAAAUCUUGAGCAGGAAAAAGCAUCCAUCGAGAGUGGACGUCGUCACCUUGAAGAUGAAAUUCGGAAAAUGCGAGAACAGUUCAGCAGCACUCUGUCAGAUGUGGAACGAAGGGCCGCUGAAGAUGCGGAGGAGCGCAUUCGUAAAAUCGAAGAUGAAACUAAAAUACGCAUAAGUGAACUUAUGAAUCGCAUUGAAACACUUCUGGAAGAUAACAAGAGGCUAAAGGAUGAAGCUGAUCGGAUGAAAAAUCGAGUUCAAGAGAUUGAAAGGGACUACAAUAAUAUCGUCAGAAAACUGGAAGAGAAAGAUAAUGCACUGAAAAAUUUGGAGAUUAUGCGUCAACGUUUGGCUAAUGACUUGGAGGACCAACGUACACGAUUCGAUGCCAUGACCAGUGAAUUUGACAAUUUGCAGAUAAACUACGAUAGCGCCAACAAGAAUACGGUAGCUAUUGAACUGACUGUAAAAGAAAUCAAACAACAACGUGAUGAUAUUAUUAAGGAAAAGGAUGCGCUGACACAUGCACUUCGUGAUUUAGAAAAUAAGCUGAAUAUUGAAGCAAAGGAGCGUGGUGAUGCGGAAAAGCUUAAUCAACGUCAUUUGGAUGAAAUCAAUAAUUUCAAGAAACAAAUCAAUGAAUAUAUGACUGAGGUGACAGUUAUUCGUCGUCAAAAUGAUGAUUUCGAUACGCAGUUGAAAACAAAUCAGGCUAAACUGAGCAGCACGGAGAAUUCGUUAAUUGCUGCAAAGAAAGAAGUCGAAAAGUUAACGGAAAUGAAUAAUCGUUUACAACAGGACAAGAAUGAUCUUAGCGGUGCGAAACAAAAAAGUGACACGGAGCUUAAUUCACUUAAUGAAAGAAUCCGCAAAUUAGAGCAGGAAACGGAACGUAUUAGAAAAGAUAAUCAAGAAUUGGAAAGUCAUGAACGUAUAGCACGUGAUGAUCUGAAACAAGAAACGAAUCGCAAUCAUCUUCUUAAAAAGGAACUUGAAGAAGCUCGUGCUGAGAUCGUUGCAUUAAAUGAUCGUUUGGCAAAAAUGGAUGCAAAUUUCAAGGCGAAAUUAGACGAAAGUAUCAGAACAGGUUUAGAUGAUCGUGAAACAAUAAAAUCACAUGAUAGCAGAAGUGAAAAGAUGAUCGUAAAGCAUGAAACGGAAAUCUAUGAAAUUAACAAAUACAAGACCGAAUUGGAGAAACUUGAAACUGACAAAGAUGAUUUGGAAAAACGUAUCAUCCUUUUCCAAGAUGAACUUAAUGCAAAAGAUCACGAUACUGAUCGACUGAAUGCUGAGAUCGCUGAACUAAAGCAGAAAUUACAAAAUGAAAUUGAAAAAGUUCGAAAAGAAGCGACAGCGGCACAAGAAAGAUAUCAUAUCGAAUUGGACAAUGAAAGAGAUAAUCAUCAAAAGAAGAUUGAUUCAAUGAAUGUUUUGGUGGAACAGUUGCGUGCUAAAUUAAAUGAUACUGAGCGAGUUAUGGCUGAUUUGCAAAAUCGUGGGAAUAUCCUGGAACGUGACAAUAACGAUUGGAAGGAAAAAUACGAUGCAUUAAAUUUGGAAUUGGAUCAUUUACGUGAUGAAUUAUCAUCUGUACGACGUGACGCUGAGAAGGAAAUUAAUCGUUACAAUAGCGAUUUACAAGCAGCACGGAAAGAAAUCAAACUGCUUACUUCAACUAAUAACGAAAUGAAAUUGCAACUUACUUCUGCAGAAGAUAAGAUCAGUUCAUUGAAUAAAAUUAUCACCGAUCAACAGAAUAAAAUUCGCGAUUUGACGAGUGAAAUUCAUCGUUUGGAAGGUGAAGUUAGCGAUGCCAAAGGAACUGUAGCAAAUUUGGAAUCUGAAUUGGAUACUGCCCGUGAACGGCUCCAUUUAGCGGAAGAACAGUGUGCAUCACUUCAAAUAGAACUUAACAAAAUGAAAAGUGACAUGGAUUCAUUGCUUGCUGAAAAUGAUAUGCUUAAGACUGCCAAAGAAUCAAAUGAAGCUGAAAUUGAUCGUUUGAAACAGAAGCUUCAACGUACAACUGAAUAUGCUAAAAAACAUGUUGAUGCUCUUGACAAACUUCGUCCUGAGCAUGAGCGCCUAGAGAAUUUAUACCGUGAAAAAGUUAAGCAAGUGGAAAAUCUUAUGCAAACAACUCAAAACUUGGAAGUACGACUUAAUCAGUCACGUGGAGAACUUCGUGAUGCAACUGAUAAGCUAAUUGUUAGCGAAGGUGAUCGUAAUGUGCUUCGAGGUGAAGUGGAAAGACUGCAACGGGAGGUUCAAUUUUUACGUGAACAAUUUCUCCGUAAGACGGAUGAAUAUCAGGCGGCGUUGAAUGAUCUCGUAAAUGCCCAUCGAACUGCCGAAGAUGGCCGUGUUAAUGCUGUACAAGAAUUGGAGACUCGCAAGUAUGAAAUUAAUGAUUUGCAGUCUCGAUUGGACAAUGCGGAACAAUAUCUUAUAACCUUACAACAAAAUUAUAUGACUGUAGAAAAUGACCGUGAUAUGUUACGCGAUGCAUUACGUCGUCUUCACUCGAUGGUCGAUCGCACCGUUGUGAUAAAUCGAUUCAUGAUCGAUGAUGGAUCUAUCGAAGAAAAAAAAGAUACAGUGCAGCAAGCUCAGAAAUCACCUGAUGAUAAAACCAAGGAAAGAUUUGAUGUCAGCGAGCUUGAUACAAAUAUACAAAAGCUAAUUGGACGUGUCGAAAAACUUGAAUUGGAACGGAAUGAAUAUCGUGAAGCGCUUGAUCGAAUAAAGAAAAAGGGUGUUGAAUCACAUAUUAAAAUUAACAAACAGGAAACGAUUUUCAAGAAUAUCGAAGAUCAACUAGUGGACGUUGAAGAUGACAGACGUGCAUUGGAAAUGCGCUUAUCAUCAGCCAAACAACUUCUUCGCUCACAAGAGGAAGCGCUCAAACAGCGUGAUGAAGAAAGACGUCAUAUGAAAUUGAGAAUAGCAAAAUUUGAAAUGGAAGCACGUGGAAAAGAAGCGCAAAUACGUCAGCUUAAUGAACUUGUUCGAAAUUUGCGUAAAGAUUUGGAAACAGCACAAGGUGAUUUAGGAGUGCUUCAUGAUCAUGAAGAGCAAUGGUAUGCACACAAGUUUCAUCUGGAAAGUAAAUUGAAAGAUCAGGAAAACGAAUCACAACAAAUUCGCUUAUUAUUAGCGAAUUUCGAAACUGAACGAAAUACUCUUAAUGAAAAAGUACGCGAGCUUGCUGGUCGGCUUCAGCAAACCGAAAGUACAAAUACUGAUAUAAGGGAUGAUAACGAUCGUUUGAAAAAAGAUUUAAUCAAAGCAUCAACAAAUGAAGCAGAACUUCGACGAACUAUCGAUCAGAAUUUACGUGUUAUCAGUGAUAAUCAAAUUCUGAAAGAUCAGCUUGAAAGUACUCAGAAUGAUUUGUCAAAUGCAAAUAGUCGAAGACAACAACUUGAAAGUGAGCUAUUGAUUGCACGUUCCGAAUUACGAGAUAUGAAACAACGGUUCACUGAUAGCGGAAAUCGUAUAACGGAUCUUCAGCGACAUUUGAAUGAUGCUGAAAAUGAUAAGAAACGCCUUGCAAAUAGAUUGCAUAGCUUGGAAAAGGCAGUAUCACAACAGCGAACAAUCGAAACCGAAAUUCGACAACAAUUAUCGUCAGCGUUAAGUGAACGUAAUACGCUACAAAAUAAUCUCCGUGAUGUACAACGACGUUUAGCACGAAUGGAAACGGAAAAGAAAAUCAUUAGCGACAAAUAUGAUGAGCUCGAGAAAAUCCGUUUAUCAUUAAUCAAACGCAUCGAGCUUCUUGAGGAGGAAAAACGAACAGUGGAAAAGAUUCUUCAUGAAGCAUCGCUGCAACGCGAAGCAAUUGAAAAUUCCCUGAGUGCACUGGAACGAGAAAAUAAAGAAUUGCAUCGUAACUGCGCACAAUUGCAACAACAAAUCGCGCAACUUGAAUUAGACAAUGGUAAUCGCCUGGUACAACUUACAAAUAAGCAACGUGACGAACACGACAAAUUCGUGCAAAAUAUGAAAACCGAAAAAUUACAGAUCGAACGAAUAAUUGAUAAUCGUGAACGUUCACUGAAGAGCCGAAUCAAUCAGCUGGAAAAUCAAUUAAACAUUAUGCGUGAUCAGUUGAAUAGUGAACGUCGUCGACGUCGUGAAAUUAGUGAUAAAAUAUUAAGUGGUGAAAUGAACAGAUUGAAUGUGAGCUUUUCGGGUAGUCCAGAAGGAUAUGAUUUAUAUGAUCGAACAAUAAAUUCGUACAGUACAUAUUUUGGCACGCCAUCUUUUACUCUCGGUUCAUCCGGUUUUGAUCCAAAUGUUAUGGAUAGUUCAAAGAUUAUCCUGAAACAUUCCGACCGACCUGAAAGUAGCUAUCCAUAUGGUGGCGGAAACCGGACUUCCGGUACAGCAAUAACAGUAACCACCGGAAGCAGCUUAUAUCAGACCGAACGAAGUGAUGGUGAUGUAAUCUCCUCUCAAACUGCCAAGGGCAGUGAGGGGGGAGGAAAUGAUUCCGGUAAGGGUAUCAGACAAGUCGAUGGUGAAGGUGGUUCAUUAUCGUUGAGUGAAGUUGGCCAGGGUGCGACAUUUGAGCAACAGCAGCAGAGAAGAAGAAAAAGACAGUAAUCGUUGUGCACAUGGUUGGCCAAAAGAAUGCUGAUGGCGAACAAUCGAAUUGAUGAUAAGAGAAAAAAACGAUAAAUGAAAAAACAAUUUUUUUUUCUCAUCAUCAUAAUAUUUUUUUAAUCACUGUAAAGAAAAGAAAAUUUUGAUCUUUAAAUUAGUUAUUCUAUAGUGAGCAUUAUGAAAAGGAACAAAGGAACAAAGAGGAAAUAAAAUUGUAAUUCAAACUCGAAUUUGAAUUUGGAAUUAAAAUUGAAGCUACACGUUUUGUGUAGCUUUAAAUUAUGUUGUUUGUUUUUUCUUUUCAUCUUUCUUUCCUAGGAUGAUUAUUUAUCGGAUUUUUUUGACUCUUUUUAUUCGAAAUAUCUCUUUUUGUCCUUUCUUUCCUCUCUGUUAUUCCCCUAAUUAAUUAGUUUACUAGACUACUACCAGCUAUCGCUUAUUAAAUAUAUUCUUAAGUAAGCAUAUAAGAGUUAAGUUUUAAACGUUUCGUUUUACUUUAUUUUUCUCUAGUUUAUAGAGUAUUAUCCCCAUUACUUGACAACUUUUUUUUUUCCUAAUUAUGUUCUUUGUGUUUUUCGUUACUUCUAAAAUGUUCUCAUCCUUUUCCAUCUCUACUUUUUUCCGGAUUAAUUGAUCGGUUCCUCUUUUUUUUUUGGGUACUAUCAAUUACUAUCACAUGUGAUUAGUUGC